AUGGAGAUGCAGUUGCCCAUGUGGCUGAUCGAUGGGUUUGAGAAGAGAAUUUGUGCCUUCUUUUGGAAGGCGACUGACGUUGUUAGCGGUGGCCAUUGUCUGGUGGCUUGGGAGCAAGUGUGCAAGCCGUUCGAGUAUGGCGGACUAGGCGUCCUGAACCUCAAGCCAUUGGGCUAUGCAUUCCGGCCGGCCGUGGAGCCUGAGGUGCAGGUUAUUUUUGACUCGUCCAUCAAGGUGAUGCCGGGGAUGGGAGCCCACGCUCCCACCAUCGUCGCUCAAGAAGAAAAAAAAGAAUACACUGCCGCCAGACACACACGUCUCGUCCCCACCUCUUCCCGACCCCUCGCUCCCGAUCUCGUCUCUUUCCUGCCAAAUAUCGUCGCCGCCGGUGAGAGGAAGGAGCGCAGCGGAGGCACCGAGGAGGAGGGGGUCGCCUCGCUCGCUUCUGCUGACGUCGAUCAUGCCCACUGCGGCGGGCGCGGCGAGGCGAGCCCCAAGCCGCAGGACACCGGGCACGGCCACCCCCGCUGCCGCCGCCGCCGCAGGGACAUGAAGAGCAGGGCCGCGGGAGUUGGCGAGGGCUCCGAGGAGGGAUCCGGCCCCGAUCCUGACCCGCAGCCCCAGGUGGAGGUGGAGUACGUGCCGGAGAAGCCCGACCUCGGCGCCGACCAUCCCCGCCUCCGCGCGUGUGUCUUCGUUGCCAUCCGGUGCAGACGCCCAUCCCGCGCUACCUGCAAUGACAGAUUGAUGCCUUAUUCCCGGACUGGGUCUUGUGACAAUAAACCUGGAGACAUACAAGAUCGAUGAGAUGUGAUCGUUGGUACUCCC
Molecule: messenger RNA, 828 nt
Organism: Triticum aestivum (bread wheat)
Lineage: Eukaryota; Viridiplantae; Streptophyta; Magnoliopsida; Poales; Poaceae
Exons: 7
Coding region: 1-807 (268 amino acids)
Source: RefSeq, a predicted model, not a curated record